Molecule: messenger RNA, 1908 nt
Organism: Danio rerio (zebrafish)
Lineage: Eukaryota; Metazoa; Chordata; Actinopteri; Cypriniformes; Danionidae
Gene: inab
Product: internexin neuronal intermediate filament protein, alpha b
Biological process (GO): postsynaptic intermediate filament cytoskeleton organization; camera-type eye development
Cellular component (GO): intermediate filament
Molecular function (GO): structural molecule activity
Source: RefSeq, marked validated
GCUCCUUAUCGUCAAACGCCAAGAUGAGCUACGGAUCCGACAUCUACUCUGCCUCUUCCUACCGGAAGAUCUUCGGAGAUUCCACCCGUUUCUCAGCCUCUCCAUCCCGGCUGAGCAGCUCCCGGAGCGGGUUUAAAUCCCAGUCUGUGAACCGCCCCAACAUCCCAAGCUCCUACAAGCGCUCCACCCGAUCUGGCUUCCCGUCUUCUUCUCUGGACAGCUUCGAUUUCACCCAGAGUACCGUGCUUAACAAUGAGUUUAAAAUCAUCCGCACCAAUGAGAAGGAGCAGAUGCAAGGGCUCAACGACCGUUUCGCGAUGUUCAUUGAGAAAGUUCGCAAUCUGGAGCAGCACAAUAAAGUGCUGGAAACCGAACUCGUGACUCUGCGCCAGCGCCAGACAGAACCGUCCCGUCUGGCCGAACUUUACCAGCAGGAGAUCCGCGAGCUGCGCUCCCAACUCGAGGAACUCAACGCCGAGAAGAACCAGAUGAUGUUCGAGCGCGACAGUAUCGAGGAAGACCUACAGAAACUUCACGAGAAGUUUGAGGAAGAGAUGAGAAUGCGCGAGGAGGCCGAGCAAACCCUGAGAGCUUUCAAGAAGGACGUGGACAACGCCUCCAUGGUGCGUCUAGACCUGGAGAAAAAGGUCGAAUCCCUUCUGGAUGAAAUCAACUUUUUAAGGAAGGUGCACGAGGAGGAGGUGGCCGAGCUCAUGAACAUGAUCCAGGCUAGCCAGGUGUCCGUGGAGAUGGAAGUGGCCAAACCCGACCUCACCUCCGCCCUAAAGGAUAUUCGCGGCCAGUAUGAAGCAAUGGCGAGCAAGAACUUGCAGUCGGCUGAAGAGUGGUACAAGUCCAAGUUCGCCGACCUUAGCGAACAGGCCAACAAGAGCAACGAGGUCAUUCGCGCUAGCAGGGAGGAGCUCAACGAGUUCAGGAGGCAGCUGCAGUCCAAGACCAUCGAGAUCGAGAGUCUGAGGGGUACAAAUGAAUCUCUUGAAAGGCAGAUUCAUGAGAUGGAGGACAGGCACAACGCCGAGAUCAUGGGCUACCAGGAUUCCAUUGGGGAGCUGGAGAAUGAUCUGAGGACCACUAAGAGUGAGAUGGCCCGUCAUCUUAGGGAGUAUCAAGACUUGCUGAAUGUCAAGAUGGCGCUUGACAUAGAAAUAGCUGCUUACAGGAAGCUGUUGGAAGGGGAGGAGACGCGUAUCAGCACUGGGAUCACCUACCCCACCCCUGCCUCGGUGUCCAGCUACAGCUACCAGUCCCGCCUGUACAGCAGCACCAGCAUGAGCUCAAAGAAGGAGGUCAAGGAUGAUGACGACAAACAGCAGAGCGGCAAACCCGGCAAAGGCUCCUCCCAGUCUGACGACUCCAAGAAGAAUGACAAGAUCGACUCCGGAGACCUGAACUCCACCAACCAGAAAAACUAAAAGUCUCACCCCUUAUUACUUUCUUCCUCUUCUCCCUCUGCCUUCUCCAUUACCCCUUUCCUUUCUCCAAGCAAUCUCUCUCCACAAAAGGGGGUCUCAGAGAGGAAUCUAGGUGUAUUUCAAUUUAUUCUCUACUCAAUAAACCUCCCACUCAGUCACAGGGCAGCAGUCCCAUUGUAGCAAAUCACUUGCAACUCAGUGCACCCCAGGUGUCACAGUCUUGGAUGCACAUAAUCAAUUUCCAGGUGCUCUCGGAAUCAUAUCACCACUGUUUAUCUGCACUAUAAUGGGCUUCUCUUGGCACAUUGUUAAGGAAAUAUAUCUAUAUGUGAAGGUAGCUUUUUGUGCUGCAAUCUUUCCAAAAUCCAGCAUAAAGGUUGACUUGCAAUAAUUCUGUCUGUGUCACAAUGUAAACUAUAAGCAACGGCAAAGCAUUUAUUCACAGCAAAACAUAAAAUAAAAUCUAUAUAAAAUA